Molecule: messenger RNA, 679 nt
Organism: Clarias gariepinus (North African catfish)
Lineage: Eukaryota; Metazoa; Chordata; Actinopteri; Siluriformes; Clariidae
Exons: 2
Coding region: 248-658 (136 amino acids)
Source: RefSeq, a predicted model, not a curated record
ACGAGCGGAAACAGUAUGGGAGGAAGCACACACCAAGAUCUCCCAAGCAGUUCGUAGAUUUAAAAAAAAUGCCGAUAGACGGCGGAGGGAAAGUCCGCCGCUCCAGGUAGGGGAUCGAGUAUGGCUCUCCACACGGGACCUCCACCUGCACCUCCCCUGUCGAAAACUCACUCCCAGAUACAUCGGUCCAUUUCCCAUCCUUGCACAAGUAAACCCGGUCACUUUUAAGUUACAGCUACCUCACCACAUGAAAAUUCACCCUGUGUUUCACAUUUCUCUUCUCAGGCCAGUGAUUCCGGGACCCCUAGACGGAGGCGUCGCAGAGCCUUCGAUCCCCGGGGCUGUGGAAAUAGCGGGUGCCCCGGCGUAUCGAGUAAAAGAGUUGUUGGACUCUCGGAGGAGAGGGGGCUCCCUCCAGUAUUUGGUGGAUUGGGAGGGGUACGGCCCGGAGGAAAGGAGCUGGGUCCCGGCUCGGGACAUUAUGAGUAGGGAACUCAUAACCGAUUUCCAUCAAGCCCGGCCGGAUCGCCCAGCACCACGACCUCCGGGUCGACCCACCCGCCGGCAAUUCCAUCAGGCCGGACUGAGAGGCGUCUGCAGGAAAGGGUCCCGGCCGAGGUUUUCUAACUGCCGCCGUCACGGUCAAGUUCAAAGCUGAGUGACUCUCAGUACGCCGGGG